AUGGCACCGAGGUCAAUUGUCACCAUUGACGCUUCCGAGCCUCUGGAAACCAUCAACGCCAUUAUUGCACGAGAUGGCGGAGUCAUUGUCUCGAAUUUCCUCUCGUCCGAGCUUCUGCAUGAAUGCUUGACAGCAGUUGAGCCAUACUUCGACAGUCGUCCAUUGUACACAUCUACAGCAACCCACCAGGAGCUGGGCGAGAAGUUCUUUUCGCCCGGUUCACAACGUGUCUAUGGCCUUUUGGGCAAAAUGCCAGAGCAAAUUACCCAGAUUCUUCGGUCGCCCGUCUGGAAUGGUAUAAUGGAUCGGUUUUUGAGUGACGAAUUCGCUUCGUGGACCGGAAACUUAUUGGUCCCCCAGAAGAGUGGCUACAUGCUGAAUGCAACCACCGCCAUUCGACUGGUCCCCGGAGCAGAAGCUCAACCACUACACAGAGAUCAAAUGGCAUAUCAAAUCCGGCCGGACCCGAGAAAUCCUCUUUUCACCGUCAUGGUCGGCUGCCUGAUUGCCGCAUCCAAAACCACGGUCAAGAACGGCGCGACAAGAGUGAUUCCAGGCAGUCAUCUCUGGGGAGAGGACCGCGCACCCCAGCUGGAGGAGGCUGUCUAUGCGGAAAUGGAACCAGGAUCUGCUCUGUUCACUCUUGGUUCCACUUACCACGCAGGCUCGGAGAACAAAUGCGACCCGAGCGAUCCAGACGCCUUCCGCACGCUUUUUGCUGUUUUCGGUCAGCGUGACUAUUUCAGGCAACACCAGGAAGAAGUCCUCUCCACACCGGUCGAAGUGGCCCGCAAGUUGCCCGACGAUAUACUGAAGAUUACCGGCUACUAUAAAUCCCUCGGAGGGGUCGGCUACGUCGAAGACCACCAGGCCCCAGUGGAGUUUUUGCAUCCAGAUCAACAUCCAGACCGGACCGGGACCGGGACCGGUAUCGGCAGCCUGAAUAGCCAGACCCAAACGGUCAAGGUGGGAAUUUAA
Messenger RNA from Capronia epimyces CBS 606.96, 978 nucleotides. RefSeq lists its product as uncharacterized. Lineage: Eukaryota; Fungi; Ascomycota; Eurotiomycetes; Chaetothyriales; Herpotrichiellaceae. The record is from RefSeq and is a predicted model, not a curated record. Bases 1 to 978 code for a protein of 325 amino acids. The transcript has 8 exons.